AUGCGUCAAUCCAUUGCUAUCCUCUCCAUCCUGGCAAGCGCGGCUUGUGCUGAAGACGUCGUCAGCUUCUUUUUCCCUGGUGGCUACGACGGCAUCGACCCUGUCGCAACCAUCAACACCGCCAACCCUUCCACUACCGAGUUCCACAUCGCAUGCCCCACGGGCGUCGACGAUAGCGAGUGCGGCUGGGGCCCAGGUCUCGAUGUCACCAUCCUCUCGCAAACGCGCUUCCAAGCCCAAAUGUCUACCGACACGAUAUCCAUGAGCCUCGGAUGCGACUACAACGAGAAGGCAGUCGAGAUGACUUGCACGGUGAACCAGCUUGGUGGCAAUGACGAUACGGGCGGCAAACCCAUCACUGCGACACUCUCCAGUGAUGACGUGCAGUUCCUUUCUGCAACCGUCGUUGCUGGAAACAGCCUCUUGACUCCUGCUGCAAGUGCCGCGACCAGCAUGACUGCCUCAGCGCAAGCUGGCAGCACUAUUGCCACUACUAUGAGGAGUGCUAGCACAGGCGCGAUGACACCCAGUGGAUCUAUCAUGCCGACUAGCACCAUGGCUUCUUCAGCGUCUACACCUGCUGCCAGUGGAUCUGGAUCGGCGUCCGCGUCUCUGCCCGAGAGCACCGGUGCCGCUUCCAAGUACGGCAUUGAGGGCUCGGCGUUACUGGCCCUUGCUGGUGCUGCUGCGCUGAACCUCUGGUGA
This is a messenger RNA of Alternaria incomplexa, 705 nucleotides long. RefSeq lists its product as uncharacterized. Bases 1 to 705 code for a protein of 234 amino acids. Lineage: Eukaryota; Fungi; Ascomycota; Dothideomycetes; Pleosporales; Pleosporaceae. The transcript is spliced from 2 exons. The record is from RefSeq and is a predicted model, not a curated record.